Messenger RNA from Gamsiella multidivaricata, 969 nucleotides. Its product is annotated as putative integral membrane protein conserved region-domain-containing protein. The annotation marks the transcript as partial. The record is from RefSeq and is a predicted model, not a curated record. The transcript is spliced from 2 exons. Gene Ontology annotation, cellular component: ERMES complex; endoplasmic reticulum. Lineage: Eukaryota; Fungi; Mortierellomycota; Mortierellomycetes; Mortierellales; Mortierellaceae. Gene Ontology annotation, biological process: phospholipid transport. Gene Ontology annotation, molecular function: lipid binding.
AUGCGCGAUUGUUUGGGCGUCAUCACUCUGCCCAACUACCAGAUCUCAGUCCCGGGAGAACAAAAGGAUAGCCACAUCUUCUCAAAACGGAACCCCAUAUGGCUCAAGCACCAGCCCAGCCCUCAUCAUGGAAGACAUUCCACCUCCAGCUCCGACGCUAGUCCGCCCACGUCGAAGGAUUACUAUCUGUCAAUGGUCAGCAGUGUCGACAAGGAGGAGCUUUAUUUCACGCUGCUUCGAUGCUCCAAGCUCAAGCCGAACUCACGGUCGUUUCUCAGAGAGAUCCCCAAGCGGGACUCAACUCUCUUUGACAAGUCUGCCAUGAACACACUAAUCAGGAGCAUUCACUCGAAUGAACAUCAGUACCAGUCAGCAUGGCUCAACGCGAUGCUGGGCAGGAUUUUUCUAGGGAUAUACAAAACGCCCCAGGUCAAAGACAUGGUGUUCCAAAAGAUGGUCGACAAGUUGUCUCGCGUACGCCUACCCAACUUUCUGAACGACAUGCGGAUGAAAUCAGUACACCUUGGCGACGGCGUCCCUUUAAUCACCCGGCCCAAGCUCCUGAGCUUCAAACCCAAUGGCGACUUGGUCAUGGAUAUGAAUCUUCUCUAUCAGGGCGGAUUCAGAGCCGAGGUCGAGGCCGAGGCUGUUGUCACCGUAACAAAAAAGAUUCAGCCCAUCAAGGUCUCAUUGGUCCUUGUCAUGACCCUAGUCCGGCUAGAGGGGCGCCUUCAGGCUUGGAUCAAACCGCCACCGUGCAACAGGAUAUGGUAUGGAUUCUAUCAGAAGCCCCAAGUAGAGAUGAAGAUUGAGCCGGUCGUGUCCGACAAGCACAUCAAGUCCAACCUAAUCAUCAAAGCGAUCGAGAACAAGAUGCUGGAGGCGCUUGCAGAGACAAUGGUGCUACCCAACAUGGACGACAUUCCCUUCUCAGACUCUGAGGGCCUCGGCGGUAUCUUUGGCGAAGAG